UAGCAGCGCACACACAGGUCUGGUCUGCUCCAGGGAUUAUCCUACCGCUCUGUGAUCUGAUGGAGGACAUGCAGGCAUGAAUAGGGCUGGCUAUCGUGGUGUUGGUGUGAGCACAUGCCAGUGAUGGACUACAGCCGGACAGACGCUAACCUUAGCUGGCAUUCACGGAACAGCACUCCUCAUAACUGAGACCAGCCCCACAGAAUGCUGAGUCCCAUUGUCCCCUAUAGCCUAUUGAAGAUGCACUGGAACCCGGAGCAUGCCCAGUCCCUCAGCCAGUGGCCUGAGCAGCACCUGGAUGUGUCCUCCACAACUUCCUCUCCGGCUCACAAGUCAGAGUUGUAUGCUGGCCGCAGCCGCAGCUCCUACAACUAUGCCUGGGCCAACGAUGACAUCUCCGCUCUCACAGCCUCCAACCUGUUGAAGCGCUAUGCUGAGAAGUAUGCUGGCGUGCUGGACUCACCGUAUGACCGGCCGCCGGCAGUUGGCGCUUACCCAGAGUCAGGGGCCUUUGGUGGACUCAAUGGCCAGAAGACUGAGCUGGAGCCCUGGCCACUGACACAUAGCACUGAUGGCCCCUAUCCCUUGGUGCCCCCCGGAAGCCAUGAUAGCCUUUCAGCUUCCAAGCCCGUAGCCACGUCAGCAGGCCCUCCUGGAGCUAGCAGCGUGUCAGUGGUCAACAGUAACCUCUCAGACUCUGGCUACAGUGGCAGCAGCUCCUGUAGUGGGUCUCACUCUGGUGAAUACCCCCCCAGCUAUAACAGCACCUACCUUUCCUCAGGGUACUGUCCCCAACCCAGUGCAGCACUUCCCCCUGCCUCCCUCCACACUCUACAGUCCACCCCCACCCUGGUACCUAGCUACAGCCCUACUACGCCCGUGUAUAACUACCCCCCCAGCACAUACCCCCAUCAGACCAGUCUUGCCCCAAGCUACAGCCACCCCUCAGCUACCUACUUGCCAUCGGGCCUGGCAGCCCCAACGCCACUGCCCUCGAGACCCACUGUGGUUGGAGGGAGUUACAGUUAUCAGAGCACCAACCUGGGGUCUGCAGAGUCUGGAGGGACGCUAAAAAGAAAAGCAUUUGAGAUGAAUCUGGAAGAAGAUGAGGGUGGGGAUGGCUCUCGAUACAGGAAGUAUGGCUAUGACCCCAUGAAAGCAGGGGAGGAGUCGCCAUACAGUGUGAGUGAAAAAGGAGAAUGCCGGGGGAAUGGCUUCAGCACAGGUAAUGCAGAGCCUCAGACCUUCAAGCCCAGUAAGCCCUCCACCCAGCCCCUUGUAUCUCCACAGUAUGGGGUGGCGGGGGAGUACAGCCCCCCGGCAGGAAUGACAGUGGAGAAUGGAGGGGGGGGUGAGGCGGGAUUCACCCAACAGCAGCCUCAUCGCUCCCAGGCACAUAAACGGCCGCUGAUAUGUGGCCAAGCUGGUGAAACUCUCAAGAGCCCGGAUCCCCGGCUGCUGGACCUCGUGAAUGGGGAGAUGUUGGACUGCACCCCGGCCCUUGGGUGGGGUGAGGUGGCAGGACUCACCCAUGUCAAGGCCGCACUUGAGGAGGACCUACUGUGGCCUGUGUUGAGGCCCAGCCAAGCAGUGCGGCCUCCCAGAACCGUCCUGCUUUUUGGCCCUCGGGGAGGUGGGAAGAUGACAUUGGCUCGCUCCUUGGCUUCACAGCUGGGGGCUUCUUUCUACCGACUGAGCGGCGCCAUGCUGGCCUCCAAAGGAAAGGCGGAGGCCGAGCAGAUCUUAGGGGCUCUCCUUCACGUUGCAGGGGCCCGGCAGCCCUCAGUUGUGCUGCUCAGCCAGGUGGAGGCCAUGGAGGAGGAGGGUCUGAGGCAGAUGCUGCUGGCCACUCUGGAGAAAGCUCAGCUCGGGGCAACGGGUCUGGUGAUUCUCAUAUGUGCCACCAGCAGGCCAGACCUGCUACAGGAUGCAGUCCACCGGAGCUUUGCCAAGCGGUACCACGUUGGCUUGCCGGAUGUAGGCAUGCGUAGACAGGUUCUGUUGCAGGCGCUGGCACCCCAAGGCUGCAGCCUGAGCGAGAGGGAGCUGAGUGCUGUGCUGCAGCGCGCCGAGGGUUUCUCGGUGUGGGAGCUACUACAGCUCAGUCAGCAGGCCCUCUCCUCGGCCUCCUCCUCCACAGGGGCCAUGCACGGCCUGCCUGCAACCUCCACACCUCCAGCCUUCACAGACUUUGAGAAUGCCUUCUGCAAGGUGCGCCCGCACACCACCCCAAAAGAACUGGACACUUGUUUAGAGUGGAGCAAGGUGUAUAGCCACUGAGACGGCAGAUGGCCACUGCAUUGGGACUGCCCUGUUACUUUGUCUUUGAUUUGACAUGAGAAGCCUUGGGAAUGUUUUGUUGUCAUUUUGUUAUUACUUAUUAUGCAGCCAAAAGAUUAAAAAGAGCUCAGAGGUAUGGGGAGCUGAUACAUUUGUUUUACUGGCAUAAGCAUGCCAUAGUGUGAUGAUUUUUUUUUUUUUGCUAUGAUCAUACACAAUACUUUAUUUUUCCCAAAGAGAA
Molecule: messenger RNA, 2521 nt
Organism: Lampris incognitus (smalleye Pacific opah)
Lineage: Eukaryota; Metazoa; Chordata; Actinopteri; Lampriformes; Lampridae
Gene: fignl2
Product: fidgetin like 2
Exons: 3
Coding region: 205-2280 (691 amino acids)
Molecular function (GO): ATP hydrolysis activity; ATP binding; microtubule severing ATPase activity
Source: RefSeq, a predicted model, not a curated record